Molecule: messenger RNA, 1267 nt
Organism: Musca vetustissima
Lineage: Eukaryota; Metazoa; Arthropoda; Insecta; Diptera; Muscidae
Gene: qkr54B
Product: KH domain-containing, RNA-binding, signal transduction-associated protein 2
Exons: 5
Coding region: 44-1267 (407 amino acids)
Biological process (GO): regulation of alternative mRNA splicing, via spliceosome
Cellular component (GO): nucleus
Molecular function (GO): mRNA binding
Source: RefSeq, a predicted model, not a curated record
UGGUGUAAAUGACCAGCAGCAGCAUCAUGGUGUUAGUUCCAGCAUGGGUCCCAUUGAUACCAAUUAUUUAAAUGAAAAGGCCAAUGAAUAUGUUCGAGAUUGCCUGAAUGAGAAAUCUCGCAUGGAUCGUAAAUUUCCCAUUGCUGAAAAGCUUUUGGAUGCAGAAAUUGAAAAGGUCCAAACUACAGGCCGUUUGCCGUCGAAGGAACAAAAAUAUGCUGACAUAUAUCGUGAAAAGCCGCUAAGAGUAUCACAAAAGGUGUUAGUACCCAUCAGGGAACAUCCAAAGUUCAACUUUGUUGGCAAGCUAUUGGGACCCAAAGGUAAUUCCUUGCGCCGCCUUCAAGAGGAGACAAUGUGUAAAAUGACCGUUCUCGGUCGGAAUUCUAUGCGUGAUCGUGUCAAAGAGGAAGAGCUACGCAAAUCUAAAGAUCCCAAAUAUUCGCACUUGAACAGUGAUUUACAUGUUGAAAUUUCUACGGUGGCACCGCCAGCCGAGGCAUAUGCCCGUAUUGCAUAUGCCAUGGCUGAAUUGCGUAAAUAUCUAAUACCCGAUAGUAAUGAUGUUAUACGACAGGAACAAUUACGUGAACUAAUGGAUAGUACACACAUAAGUGAGGAACAAAAAGCGACGGGUUAUAAGAAAAUUAUACCACACAAUACAUCGAGUGGUGUUGGUGGUGCGGGUGGUACUGGUAUAUUGACUGGUCCUGGCAGUGUUAUUACAGCAAAUAUGAAUAAAAAUAUGAUACCAUAUAAUAAGUCGGGUGGUGGACAAGGUGGUGGCGGUGGGGCAAAUAGUGUCUCCUCGGCUGCCGCCGCCUCCUCUGCAUAUAAUAAAAAUAAUACCGCACCCAAACAAAAGGUUAUGUCAAUAUUGGAAAAGGCACGCUCAGCCAUGGAGGAGACUUAUGGGCGUGGUUAUGAAGAUAAUCAGGGUUUCGAUCAUUUACCAGCCACAGGCUAUGAUCCACCAUAUUCGGCAUAUCCACCCCAAACAGCCGCGGCCCAUAAUCACAAUCCCCAUGUACCACCAACUGCGGGUAUGGGUAUGAAUCAUUUAAAUGCUGGACGAGGACCCUAUGAUACCACAGCUAACGAUUACGAGACCAAUGAUUAUACUAGACGUGGCGGCGGAGGCGGUACAGCUGGAGAUUAUUAUCAAAAUCCGACAACAGCAUAUGGCGCUGCUGCUGGUGGUAUACAGCCAAAUAAUGGCGGUCUAAAUCCGAAUCAAACACAAAAUCGCAGUCAUGUUAAUAGGUGA